This is a messenger RNA of Lachancea dasiensis, 2097 nucleotides long. Lineage: Eukaryota; Fungi; Ascomycota; Saccharomycetes; Saccharomycetales; Saccharomycetaceae. The record is from the annotation of a GenBank genome assembly.
AUGACGGAGUCAAGCUUCAUUUAUCCUUUCCAUACAACGAUUUUCUUUAAACCUGAAGAGACGGAGCUCACCACAAAUAAUUUGUGGCAACCAUUGAAAGCGGAAAACGCCAGCUUCUUUGGUGUUACUGAAAGACGCGACAAAAUAUGUGCAGGCCAAGUCGGAUCUGGGGUCUUUGUCCACUCUUUUGAAGUCUACGAUAAUUGUAUUCUAUGCCGCUGCACAACCAACAGAACAGAGCUUAUCAAUUCACUGGUAUGCACUGAAAUAGCUAUCGAUAAGACUCUCAUAGACUCGGAGAAAGAGCAAUUGCUAUCGUUAGCAAAUCAGUUUGAGAUCGACGUCCUCGUAGCGACUAGCGGGCUGUACUCUAGGAAAGCUCAAUCUGUGGGGUCAGGGCAAGCCCUUUACCUCCUUGGAUUUGAGGCCAGAGUAGCUGCAGCCGAAGCAAGUGUAAUGGCUUUGCUACAGCUGUUCAAGGAUCAGAUUGUAGAGUAUGUGGAUUUGCCAUCUCCGGCUAUGAUACCGACAUGCGUGGGCGUAGACCGCCACACUUUGCAUUGCUUCAAGGAGCUAUACAAUACUACAAUACUCAUACCCAGUAUCUCUGCGAGCUCGGGGGGUACGAUUUUUGUGUCAGGGGAGGUCCGUUCCUUGGUUUUGAUGGCAAAGAGACGUUUAGAGACCAUGAUGACAAGGGCAAGAGAACAUCUACUAUAUGCUACAAUCUCGGCUUCCUCUACUUUGAAACUGCAAUAUGUAAGCAAGUUUCGACAACGACAAAUCGCAGCUAUCAUGGAAAAACAUGUUUGUUUCAUCAAGGUUGAAGAGUCAGUGGUUCACUUCGUGGGAACUUCCUCAUACGCACUGAAGAUGGCCGUAAAAAAGUUCACCCUAGAAGUCUUGAUGCCUGUGUUUGAAGUCCAAUAUCUAUUUCAUAAUGGGGCUAGCCCCGUUUCACUGCAAUACCUUAACUCAGCUCUGCACAAAAUUGCAUCAGAAAAAAAUAUUGUCAUGCUACGAUUGGAUGGCGUACCGGUAAGGUUCGUACUCGUUGGUUCUUCGCAAGACGUGGCCAAGGCCGCUACAUUGAUAGAAGAGUUGAGAUUACCCGGGGACGUACAGAUAAAAUACGACGUUGAGCUACACCCCGACUACAAAGAUUUCAUAGCUGGCAAAAAGAACGGGAAAAUCACACGAAUCAUGGACAAUGCAAAAUGCAGUAUAUCGUUGCAGUGUCGUCAAAGUGCUGAUAACAUCUUCGUCUCUUUAUUAGCAGAGUCAUUCGUCGACGCUAGAAGAGGCAUGCAGCUUUUGAAUGAUGAGUUACCCGCUGAAGAAGCAUUCUUCAUUCCUGACGCAUAUCAUAGGCCCAUCAUCGGCACUCGAGGUUCCAUAAUCCAAACUAUAAUGAGAAGACAUAACGUUUUCAUCCAAUUUUCAAAUACCGCGCGAUCUUGUCAAGGCAACAUCGGCUUUAUAAGACAUGACAAUGUUGUCAUUCGAUGCCCUUAUAAAAAUAGAAGAUCGAUACCCCCAGCAAAGGACGAAUUAAAGCGCAUUGUGGGGGAGUACAGUAGCCUACAGCCCAGAACAUAUGUCAACCUCACUGUUGGUCAAUAUCGUUACCAUUUACGUGCAAGCCAAACAUGCGGCCUUGAUGUUAUUGAACAUAUUGAGCACAAAACUGGAGCCUACAUUAUGUUUCCGACCCAAGUGCCAAUUUUUAACCAGGCAUUAGAGAUAAGAGGAAAUGAGAACAGUUCAGCUGAAGCUGCUGAACAAUUAAUUGCGCACCUGGCACUUGAGAGGCAAAUUACUCUCCAUAGUGAGAUUUCUGAUGUCCCAGAGUUCAUUAACACAGUGGUUGCCACGCUCAAGGAAGCUUUAGAUAUAGAGACCACACUCGACGGUAGAGUGAUAAGAAUCAACUAUUGCGACAUUGAUGAAAAGCAAAUUCAGAGAGCAUCAGGAAUUGUCGAAGCAUACAUCAAGUCGAAGGGAAUGCAGGUCAAGUCCUGCAAGACUAUAGAAUUGGGCUCACUCGUCGAACCUUACAUGUACCCACAAAAUAUUUUGAUGGCGAAUCCCAUUUGA